CCGGAUGAUAUUUCAAUUGGGCCAUUCAAGCAGACCAAACCCAUAAAAACGUGCUGUUUACUUGGAGUCAUUGGCCGGAUACUCAUGUGUUCCCUUGCUAAAGCUCUACCGCUGUUAUGAAUGCCUUAGCCGUGAUUGCGUUUGAUAAAUGCUGAAUAGCAUACCCACCAAAAUUACUGCAUCUGUGACCGUUGCGUGCGUCGGACAACCUAAGGUGUUUCGUGGUAAGAUGGGGUGUAUCAAAGUUUAUAACUCCACCAAGUCGCCGCUCACAAUCAGAGAUCACUACGUCCUGACUGCGACUCCGAAGUCGGGAUAUGAUGGCGCCUUGCGUUAUAGCAUCGCCGCCGGUGACAUCAAGAAAAUUCCUAUUGACGACUUUCUUGAGAAGGCGGCGAGGAAUCGGAAGCCUCAAGAGAUUCAUGUCAAUGUUGGUGGAGAGACCCACCUAGUUUGGGAACAUGAAGAAUUCAUAAGCAACGAGGGGAAGGAGGUCAUUUUGAAGAUGGGAGGUGACGGUGUUCUGCAUUCGAGCUUCGUUGCACCGGGAGGAAUAUCUGCUCUCCGAACAGAAAAAAAAACGAUGCCUCAGUGGAUCAGGAACAUAUUUUCCUUUCCAAGUGCUGGAGCUAACGUGGAAUCUCCAGUUGCUGAGCUGGGUUUAAUGUCAGCUGGUGCACUGGAAGCUGGAAUUGCUGUUUCUGGAGCUGAACUAUGCUAGUGCUAUGUGUAGUAUAAAAUCUUAUGUUGUAGGGAAUUGCAACCUGUCUGUUAUAUGUAGCAUGUCAACUUGAGAGUUGUUCUUUUUGGUGUUGGUUCAUAUUGAAUGACAGUGGCAAUAGAAGAGUUGAUGGGUGAAGGUUGUGAAUUUGAGAAUUCUUAUGAAAUGCUCCAUGAUCAUCGGUUAUGUGGUAAUUUUUCAUUCUCACA
Molecule: messenger RNA, 930 nt
Organism: Sesamum indicum (sesame)
Lineage: Eukaryota; Viridiplantae; Streptophyta; Magnoliopsida; Lamiales; Pedaliaceae
Source: RefSeq, a predicted model, not a curated record